AUGGCUUUUGAUGUUGCUGGUUUACAUUCUGAGCUGUUGUUUCAAGAUAUUAAUGUUAUGGAAAUUUUAAGAAUAUGGAUUGAAUACAAUACAACUCAUGAAGUUGCUAGAAGAAUGUGUGUUCUGUGGAAUAUCUGGAAAACCAGGAAUGAUAUUGUUUUCUCUCAGGGAAGUUUUUGUAUCAAUGUUAUUUUGAAGAAUAUUCUUCAUGAUGUUGAGUUGUGUAUGGAAAACUAUGGAAAGAAUGAUGCAGUUAAUGUCAGUACAGUGCAGGAAUGGUCUCCUCCUGUUCAUCCUUUUGUUAAAAUCAACGUAGAUGUUGCGUUUAUUCCUAAUAAUGGUGUGGCAGGCGUUGUGGCUCAAAAUAGCAAUGGUAGAUUUCUUGGUUGUGCUUCCAGUACCUUUGUUUGCAUUUCAUCUCUUCUGGAAGAAACGAUUGCUUGCAGGUUGGGUUUGGAACUGGGUUUAAGACAUAACUUUUCGCAUGUCAUCAUCCAAGGAGAUGCAACUAAUGUGACUGCUGCUAUUCUGGGUGAUUCAAGAGAUUUUCCUUGGUCAAUCACGUAUUAUGAAGAUCAAAGAUGCAGCGGUGCGAUUUAA
This is a messenger RNA of Papaver somniferum (opium poppy), 600 nucleotides long. RefSeq lists its product as uncharacterized. Gene Ontology annotation, molecular function: nucleic acid binding; RNA-DNA hybrid ribonuclease activity. The coding region runs from base 1 to 600 and encodes 199 amino acids. Lineage: Eukaryota; Viridiplantae; Streptophyta; Magnoliopsida; Ranunculales; Papaveraceae. The record is from RefSeq and is a predicted model, not a curated record. The transcript has a single exon.